AUGACGAAGGUGUCGAGUUCUUGGAAGCUUAAUUUUAACGAUAGCCCACUAGAUGACUUCAUUCACAAGAAUGUGCAAGACGAAUUCAUAGACCAACUCUUUCCUUAUGGCCUCACUUGUACUCCUCAAGCUUCUAGCCCUAUGCUGCUCAAGGUUCAGCUUAAUCAUUUUUCCGGUGGUGGAGCCGCCGUUGCUCUGUCCAUGUCACACAAGUUUGCUGACGGAGCAACGAUAGCCAACUUCAUUAACCAUUGGGCCACUGUUGCACGUUGUGGGUCACCCAUAAACCCAUGUUUCAUUUCAUCUUCCAAAACUGAUAACACUAGACUGCCUGAUUUCAUUGUUAACGACUUGGAUAAAGGAAACUAUGUUACGAGGAGAUUUGUGUUUCCCAAUUCAAAACUACAGGAGCUCAAGAACAAGGUUAUUGCCAUGGGCUCAGCUCCAGUCAACCCUACUCGAGUCGAAGUGGUGACAUCUCUACUAUUUAAACACGCAGUUAGUGCAGCUACGACAAGUUCAGGUUCUUUAAAGCCAUCAAACUUGACUAUAACAGUGAACAUGAGGAACAAAUUUGUUGAAAUGUAUCCUGAAACAGCAGCAGGUAACUUAUCUAUGUAUGGGGUAGCAAAGAUGGAUAAUUCCGGUAGAAUCAAACUGGGUGAGGUGAUUGCUAGGAUAAGGAAAGCAAAAAUGGAACUUGAGGGAAUAAAAGAUGAGCAAGAAUUAGUUCAAAAGUUUGCAAACGCGAUAUCAAACUUACAGGGUGAUCUGUAUUAUAUUACAAGCGUGUGUAGGGUUCCAUUUUAUCAAGUGGAUUUCGGGUGGGGUAAACCAGUAGAAGUAAGAGUACGAUUUCCAAAUGUUAGUAAGAAUGUUAUCGUUUUGAUGGAUACUGCAUCUGGAGAUGGUAUUAUGGCACAUGUGCAACUGCCAGAAGAAGAAAUGGUCAUUCUUGAGAAGGACAAAGAGUUUCUUACUUAUGUAAAAGACAAUUGA
Lactuca saligna is the source of this 999-nucleotide messenger RNA. The record is from the annotation of a GenBank genome assembly. Lineage: Eukaryota; Viridiplantae; Streptophyta; Magnoliopsida; Asterales; Asteraceae.